Molecule: messenger RNA, 13433 nt
Organism: Pseudocercospora fijiensis CIRAD86
Lineage: Eukaryota; Fungi; Ascomycota; Dothideomycetes; Mycosphaerellales; Mycosphaerellaceae
Exons: 1
Coding region: 217-13233 (4338 amino acids)
Biological process (GO): microtubule-based movement
Cellular component (GO): dynein complex
Molecular function (GO): ATP binding; dynein intermediate chain binding; minus-end-directed microtubule motor activity
Source: RefSeq, a predicted model, not a curated record
CCCAUCGCCCAGAGACACCGAACAUCGCCCGCUACAUCGAAAUAUCAUCCUCCCUAUCCCAUUGUGGUGUCUCGGGAUAAUCGGUCAGACCAACACUCGCUUUCACGACACGUCACCCUCCUGAAACGAUACUUUGUGCCAAGAACCACAAAAUAGCAGGCCAGGAUAAUCACCAUACCGAUGACCGACCUCACCGCUAGCUCGUAACACAUCAAGAUGGAGGACCCCGUGGUCCAAGGGGUCAACGGUGUCGGGGCGGCAAAUGGCAACCCGCCUGCACCAGCUCCGACCCCAGCAUCCUCCGCCGUCGACCCCCAGGCAGUUAUUCAAUACCUGAGCAGGGUGUUAGAAGUGACGCUGGGAGCCACCGACGACGAGCUGCGAGGUCCGGGCAGUCUGCUCCACGAGAGUGUCAUAGAAGACACGCUAGCAAGAUGUCUCCGGUUUGCCCUGGAAGCUCAAGUCGCGCUGUACGUACUCAAGCAGGCGGGUGCGACGGGUACGCAGGGCAAGGAGAUUGGCACAUAUACGAAUGGAGACAGCGAGCAUCAUCAAGAUACAUAUGUGCUGAGCUCGGAGGUCAGCUACUCCAACAGGACAGUUGGCUGCGUGGCAUUCCUGAAGAGGCCAAGCUCGAUAGUGCCAGAUGUGCCGCUGAGCAAGCAGGUGUCGGUGGUGAACAUGAGCUUGCCCGGGAGUCUGGGGGCAGAAGGUGCAGGCUCCACAGUAUCGCCAUACGAGAGUCUGCAUUCGUUUGUGAGAGGAGCACUCACCCCGUUCUUUGAGGCAGCCGCGAGAGGAUCUGAGAGUACAGGCAAGAAGCUGCGAUCAGACGGCGAAUCGCGGACAGGCAUAUCAGGCGCGCGGCGGAAACUGGCAGAUCUGGAAAUCACCCUACAGAACCUACAGCAGAAUAUCGAAGUCGAAGCGCCGCGACUACAGAUACACGAAGCUGUGCAGAUGCAGCUCAGCGAGGCGAAUGGGGAUUGGCAUGCUGCGGCGGUUGCCAUACCGGACAGCAUCGUCACGGACAGCUCCAUACUCAAUCGAUUACAGAAUAUGGCCAAUGACUGGAUCAAGCAGAUACGCGAGUUCACGAGAAUCACGGACGACCGAGCAGUUGGGACAACAUCGCAAGAGAAGAACUUUUGGCUAGCCAUGGAAGCAGCGAUCGAGGGCAUCGAGUCCCAACUUGCUAGUGGUGGCGUCAAGCUUACGAUGACCAUACUUGAAAAAGCGAAGAGACAUGGUAUAACGGCCAGUUUUCAAUCAGAUACUCGUCUGAAGGAGACAAAGGAUACAGUGAAUCGAUACAACCAGCUUUUCCAUGGCUUCCCGAUCGAGGAACUGCUGGCUGCGCCGACCAUAGAGAAAUUGCGGGAAGCGCUUGACGAUGUGUUUAGCCACUUGAACAAGAAGCUACGCAUAUGCCCGUACCCAAUCAAACGAGCAUUGCCUUUAGUCGAAGCCAUCUCAGCGGACGUGGACGCGCGAAUACAUCAGCUUUUACAUGGCCGAACGCUGAUGCACAUGAGCUUCCCGGACUUUAAGAAGCAGAUUGAAGAGGUGCAGACCGUCUGGAUGUUCUGGGAUGAUAAUGUCAAGGAAUUUACGAACGUGGCCCGGGAUGUGACGAGACGACGAAACGAUAAAUUCAUUCCUAUUAAGAUCAACAAGCGGCACGACAAGACACAGGACAGAAUCAAGUACAUCUUCAAGUUCAGAGAUGACCAUGAACAGCUGCAGAACACCAUUGCCAAUGUGCUUGGUCCAGAGGAGGAUCCUGCAGAUUUGACUGAUGGCGCAAACGGCCCCGUCAUUGUUGAAGAGAUGGGAGAUGUCGACGCAGCUGAGGAAAUUGCUCAAGCAUACACAGUCGUUAAGGAUGUUGAUGUGCUUGACAUUUCUCUUGAAGGCGAGAGAUUGUGGACACAAGCCGAGACAGCAUACAAUGAGCGGACUGCACGAGUGGAGAAUUCUAUCAUUGCACGUUUGCGAGAUCGUUUGGCGGUCGCAAAGACGGCCAACGAAAUGUUUCGAGUCUUCUCCCGAUUCAACGCUCUAUUCGUUCGGCCAAAGAUCAAGGGAGCCAUCGCCGAAUAUCAAGCCCAGCUUCUGAGUAAUGUCCGCGACGACAUUGACGGGCUGCAAAAGCGCUUCACACACCAGUACGGCCAGUCCGAAUCCCACGGUAUGGCGCAGCUGCACGACCUGCCUCCAAUCUCUGGUGCCAUCAUUCGGGCGAAACAGAUUGAGCGUCAGCUUGACAAUCACCUUUCCAAAGUAGAAGACAUACUUGGUCAGAAAUGGAGAGAUCACACAGAUGGCGCGAGACUGAAUCAGCUUUGCGACGGCUUCAAAAGGAAGCUAGACACGAAGCCGAUCUUCGAGGAUUGGCUGCGAGACAUCGACCGACGACACCUAUCAAUAUCCGGACGCUUAUUCAGUGUCACGCAGAACAGAGCUCGCCAGAACACCCUCGAGAUCCAUGUCAACUUCGACUCGCAAGUCAUCAUCCUAUUCAAGGAAGUUCGCAAUCUGCUCUGGCUUGGUUUCAACGUGCCGCACGCCAUCACCAAUGUCUCGAAGGAGGCCCGACGCGUUUAUCCUUACGCGGUGAGCUUGAUGGAGAGCCUAAACACUUUCGGUCAAACAAAUUUGACAAUCGAGAACAUGUCGAACGUCACCGACCUGAUCAGUGGGCAUCGAAAUGAUGUGCAAAAGUACAUUGGCAAGGGUGCGUCGCUUAGAUGGGACACUUUCGUGCUCGCGUACGAUGUGCAUGUCUCACGAUCUAGUGAUGGUACCCUAGGUGGCGGCAGCGAUGAUAAACUUCACGUACGAUUCGUCCGUGAUCUUGGCAUUGCCAUUGCGACACUCCAGCAGAAAGUCACAACGCUUUCUACAAUACAGGUGACUGUGGAAGCUGCGCUGCGAGAGCUGCAGAGCUGCCCGUUCACACAUGAGGCAUUCAGCACUCACCUCGAGACACUUCAACGUGCCAUUGACCAGCUCAAUCUUGAAGCCUAUUCGAACAUCGCCAUCUGGGUUGCAAAGACUAAUGAGAAGGUACUGGAGACUUUGCACGCAAGGUUGCAGCAAGCUUUGAAGGACUGGACCGAGGACUUCGAACAUGGCUACGGAGCAGAGCAGCAAGCCCAGAGAGAAGCAGGAACACCCAACAUCGACACAUUCGCUCAUGACAUCGUGAUGCAGAGUCAGAUCAUUCAGCUCGAACCACCCCUCGAAGAUGCCAAAAGUGGUUGGCUUGAGAAUCUGCAUACCUGGAUUGGCACUGUAUGCAGCCUCCCGAGAUUGCAGGCCUCUCGCUUCGAGAGUGCUCUGACUGUUGGGGCUUCUGGUCAGACAACAGCGUAUUCUGAGCUGCCCAUCAUGUGCAUGGGCUCACUUGCCGAGCUGUAUGACCGAAUCGAAGGGAAGCUAGGUGUUGCGCAGACCUAUGUUGAUGAGUGGUUACAAUUUCAGUCCCUAUGGGAUCUGCAAUUGCAGCAAAUCCAAGAUGACCUGGGCGAAGAACUGGACUUGUGGCUGCAGCUCAUUCUUGAGAUUAGGCAGAAGCGUGAGACAUUCGACACAUCCGGCAUGCGACGGUCAUUCGGUCACCUUAUCAUCAACUACGGGCAAGUUCAGGCAAAGGUCAACGCCAAAUACGACCAGUGGCAGCACGAUCUUCUCACACACUUCUCUUCAAUGUUUGCGACUCGCAUGGUUGACGUGUACAGCGAACUGCAGCGUGCGCGCAAAGAUCUUGAAGGCCAAUCAAUGCAAGCAUCAUCGACAUCUCAGGCGGUAUCGUUCAUCACUGUUGUGCAGACAGUGAAGCGGCAGACCAAGGUCUGGGAGCCAGAAAUGGACACCUUCAGACAAGGUCAACAAACACUGUCGCGCCUUCGAUUCCCGUACCCCAAGGACUGGCUAUACGUAGAGCAGGUCGAUCACGAAUGGGCAGCUCUUGUCGAAGUCCUGGAGAAGAAGAGCAAGCAAAUCAACGACCAUACUGAAGGCUUGCGGACCAAGAUCAUCGCAGAGGAUGGUGUCGUCUCGCGCCGAAUUGCUGAGAUGACUGAGAAGUGGCGAGAAGAGCGCCCAGAGUCUGGCUCGACUCCUCCAGAAGAAGCCACUGCUUCGCUCGAGAGCUUUGAUACUGAGCUCACGCAACUUCAGGAGCAGUACGACAUGGUGUCCAAGGCGAAAGAAGCAUUGGAGCUUCCGGCCAGUCCUGAUAAUAUGCUUGCUGAUCUCCUCGCUGAGGUACAAGACUACAAAUCUGUAUGGGCCAAUUUGACUGUCGUGUGGGAUCAGCUGAACGACCUCAAAGACCAGCCAUGGAACAGCAUCCAGCCUCGCAAGCUUCGACAAAGCAUUGACAAUCUCAUCAAGACCACCAAGGAAAUGCCAAGUCGAAUGCGAUCUUACGCUGCUUUUGAGCAUCUUCAGAAUCAUCUUCGCCAGUUGCUGAAAAUCAACCCACUGCUUACUGAAAUGCGAUCAGAUGCAGUGCGCGAGCGUCACUGGACCAAGAUAUUCAAGUCUCUGGCCCCAUCGAAACGCUACUCAGCUCUGUCUAUGACACUGGGCGAUGUCUGGGACCUCAAUUUAGUCGCAAGCGAGGCUGUCAUUCGCGAUGUCAUCGCCCAAGCGCAAGGUGAGAUGGCGUUGGAAGAGUUCGUUCGCUCAGUACGUGAACACUGGCAGAAUUACUCGUUGGAUCUCGUGCCGUAUCAGACCAAGUGCCGUCUGAUCAAAGGUUGGGAUGACCUCUUCGCCAAAUGCAGCGAUCAUUUGAACUCUCUGCAAGCAAUGCGACAUUCGCCGUACUACAAGGAAUUCGAGGAGGAAGCGUCAUCAUGGGAAGACAAACUGAAUCGAAUUCACGUACUCUUCGAUGUCUGGAUCGAUGUCCAGCGUCAGUGGGUCUACCUGGAAGGUGUCUUCACCGGCAACGCUGAUAUCAAGCACCUCCUCCCCGUGGAAUCUUCCCGCUUCGCAAACAUCAACAGCGAGUUCAUGAAUGUGCUCAAAAAGGUUUAUCGCUCGCCUCAGGUUCUGGAAGUGCUCAAUAUCCCCGACGUGCAGAAGUCGCUCGAACGUCUCGCCGACUUGCUCAACAAGAUCCAAAAAGCACUUGGAGAGUACUUGGAGAAGGAACGUGUGGCGUUCCCUCGCUUCUAUUUUGUCGGUGAUGAAGAUCUUCUGGAAAUCAUUGGCAACAGCAACGACACUGUACGGAUUGCCAAGCACCUUCGCAAGAUGUUUGCUGGUAUUGCUGGCCUGGAGAUUGAUGACGAGCAGAACAUCAAUGGACUUGUCUCCCGAGAAGGCGAGCAGAUGAGGCUCAAAUCACCGAUCUCGCUCAUACAGACUCCAAAGAUCAACGACUGGCUUCGAGCACUCGAGAACGGCAUGCGGGAGACUCUCUCGGAGCUUCUUGUGGAAGCUGUUCAGGAGUAUCAGGGCAUUGAGGAAUCUGAUGACGCCGCCUUCGAUAAGUACGUCGUCAAGUACCCUGCACAGAUUGUCGUUUUGGCUACACAAGCACAUUGGACAGCCCAAGUCACAGCUGCUCUUUCGCAAGGCGGUUCAGCGCUUCAAAUGCUAUUUGAGAGUCUGGUCAACAGGCUGAAACAUCUUGCCAAAUCCGUGCUUCAGGAAAUGGAGCCAGUGUUGCGCAAGAAGUCUGAGCACCUCAUCACUGAGUUCGUCCACCAGCGUGACAAGACCGAGCAACUCAUUGAGGGUGGCGCCGAUUCUCCUGGCCACUAUCUCUGGUUGCUUCAAAUGAGGUACGAAUUCGAUGCCAGCGCCGCUCCACUUGACCGCCUGCAGGUACAGGUCGCCAAUGCCACCCUCGCAUAUGGCUUCGAAUAUCUUGGCGUGCCGGAACGCCUUGUGCGCACACCACUUACCGACCGCUGUUUCCUCACACUCAGCCAGGCUCUCUGCCAGCGACUCGGUGGCUCGCCAUAUGGACCAGCCGGAACGGGAAAGACAGAGUCUGUCAAGGCUCUAGGUGUACAACUUGGACGUUUCACUCUGGUCUUCAAUUGUGACGACACAUUUGACUUCCAAGCUAUGGGUCGCAUCUUCCUGGGUAUCUCACAAGUUGGUGCCUGGGGUUGUUUCGAUGAAUUCAACAGACUGGAAGAGCGAAUCCUGUCUGCCGUCUCGCAGCAGAUCCAGAACAUUCAAGUCGGUCUGCGAAAGCGAGCUCUCGAUCCAUCUGCUCAGAUUGAUCUUGUCGGCCGCCAGCUCAAGGUUCAUCUUCUUACUGGCAUGUUUAUCACCAUGAAUCCUGGAUAUGCUGGUCGUUCGAACUUGCCAGACAACUUGAAGAAGCUGUUCCGCAGUGUUGCCAUGUCGAAGCCAGACAAGGAGAUUAUCGCCGAAGUUAUGCUCUUCUCGCAGGGCUUCUCAGAAGCAAAGACUCUGUCACGUCAGACGGUGCCAUUCUUCGAUCAAUGUGGCGCUAGGCUGUCAAAGCAGCCUCACUAUGAUUUCGGUCUUCGUGCGCUAAAGAGUGUGCUCGUCAGCUCGGGCGGGCUCAAGCGUGCAAGAUUAGCUGCUGGUAGCGAGCAGAGCUCAGACGUCGUGGUGGAGCCUCAGAUUAUAGUGCAGAGUAUUCGCGAGACGAUUGCGCCAAAGCUUGUCCGCGAUGAUGCAUUGCUUAUGGCACAAGUCGAAGAAGAGGCAUUCCCAGGAGUGCAGUACAUGCCUGCGUCGCUGGAUAAACUACGCGAGGCUUUGCAGGAGAUUGUCGAAGAGCGCAAGUUGGUCGCCACAGAUGCCUGGCUCACCAAGGUUCUGCAGCUCUAUCAAAUUCAGAGCCUGCAUCAUGGUGUGAUGAUGGUCGGCAGCUCUGGCACUGGCAAGUCGACUGCCUGGCAGACGUUGCUUGCAGCGUUACAAAAGGUCGAUGGCAUCGAGGGCGUCUGUCAUGUCAUUGAUCCCAAGGUCAUGUCCAAGGAAAGUCUGUACGGAACUCUGGAUAGCACCACUCGCGAAUGGACCGAUGGUCUGUUCACCAGCAUUCUUCGAAAAGUGGUCGACAAUCUUCGUGGCGAGGACAGCAAGCGUCACUGGAUCGUCUUUGAUGGCGAUGUUGACCCUGAAUGGGUCGAGAACCUGAACAGUGUCCUUGACGACAACAAGCUGCUCACGCUGCCCAAUGGUGAGCGUCUUGGACUGCCUUCCAACGUUCGCGUUAUGUUCGAAGUCGAGACGCUGAAGUAUGCCACGCUUGCCACCGUCUCGCGUUGUGGUAUGGUGUGGUUCAGUGAUGAUACUGUUGAUGUCGACGUUAUGCUCUCAAGAUAUAUUGCCCAACUCCGGACUGCUACCUUCGAGGAUCUGGAAGAGGACACAGGCACUCCGACAUCUACUGAAGCGCGCUUGGCAGUUCAGAACCUGAUGGCAGAAAUCCUCCAUCGCCGACUGACCGAGAACGACUUUGUGAGGAAGGGUCUCCAGCAUUGCGCCAGCAUGAAACAUAUCAUGGAGUUCACUUCCAUUCGUGCUCUCGGCACGCUCUUCUCGCUGCUUCGCAAGGCAUGCCGCUCUGUACUGGAGUACAAUAUCAACCAUGCUGACUUCCCGCUCAACGAUGAGCAACUUGAGGCAUAUUUAUCGAAGAAGGUGCUGCUCGCAGCAGUCUGGUCUUUCACUGGAGACUGCCCACUUGUGGAUCGCAAGGCCUUUGGUGACUAUCUUGCUGGGCUGGCAACACUUGACAUGCCAGUCCUGACAGAGCAGACAUCACUCAUCGAUUACGACGUAUCCUUGCCAGAGGCUAUCUGGUCGGCAUGGCAGAACCAGGUUCCAUCAAUCGAGGUCAAUACUCACUCAGUCACCCAGACAGACCUUGUUAUCCCUACACUUGACACUGUUCGACAUGAGGACGUACUCUACUCUUUCUUGGCCGAGCACAAGCCACUCUUACUCUGUGGUCCUCCCGGAUCUGGUAAGACUAUGACGCUUUUCAGCGCGUUGCGCAAACUGCCCAAUAUGGAAGUGGUUGGUCUCAACUUCUCCAGUGCUACCACACCAGAUCUUCUCGUGAAGACGCUCGAGCAAUAUUGCGACUAUAAGAAGUCGAUCAGCGGUGUCACGAUGGCUCCACGGCAAAUUGGGCGCUGGCUCGUGGUCUUCUGCGACGAGAUCAACUUGCCCGCUCCAGACAAGUAUGGGACUCAGCGCGUAAUCUCCUUUCUUCGCCAACUUGUCGAGCAUGGCGGUUUCUGGCGAACAUCGACCAGAAGCUGGGUCAGCCUCGAACGGAUACAAUUCGUCGGCGCGUGUAACCCUCCCACAGAUGCCGGCCGUACUCCACUAGGUCUUCGGUUCUUGAGACACGCACCGCUUGUCAUGGUCGACUAUCCUGGCGAACUUUCGCUCAAGCAGAUCUAUGGCACCUUCAACAAUGCUGUGCUCAAGAUCAUACCUACUCUGCGCGGCUAUGCUGAUGCUUUGACGCAAGCCAUGAUUCAAGUGUAUUUGCAAUCGCAGAAACGCUUCACGCCAGAGAUCCAACCCCAUUACGUCUACUCGCCUCGUGAGCUGACAAGAUGGGUGCGCGCCAUUUAUGAGGCUGUAAGACCGCUCGAUACUUUAUCUCUGGAAGGUCUGGUCCGAAUCUGGGCACAUGAGGCAUUGAGAUUGUUCUCGGAUCGUUUGAUAGCUGACGAGGAACGACAAUGGACCGAAGAAGCUGUCAACCGUGUUGCACUUGAGCACUUCCCCAACAUCGACGAAGAGCAAGCUCUGCAGCGCCCUAUCCUCUUCUCGAACUGGCUGUCCAAGAACUAUGUUCCAGUUGCUCGGGAUCAGCUGCGCGACUUUGUCAAAGCUCGUCUGCGCACGUUCUGCGAGGAGGAACUCGAUGUGCCGCUCAUUCUCUUCAAUGAUGUUCUCGAACACGUCUUGCGUAUCGAUCGUGUUUUCAGGCAACCGCAGGGUCACCUGAUCCUCAUCGGCGUAAGUGGCUCGGGCAAGACGACUCUGUCUCGUUUCGUGGCGUGGAUGAACGGUCUAUCUGUGUUCCAGAUCAAGGUGCAUGGUCGAUACUCCUCUGAAGACUUUGAUGAAGAUCUCCGUACUGUGCUCCGGAGAUGCGGUUGCAAGGGCGAGAAGAUAUGCUUCAUUAUGGACGAGUCAAAUGUGCUGGAUUCUGGAUUCCUCGAGCGCAUGAAUACACUCCUUGCCAACGGAGAAGUGCCUGGUCUAUUUGAGGGCGAUGAGUACGCCACGCUCAUGACUGCUUGUAAGGAGGGCGCUCAGCGCCAAGGUCUUCUGCUUGAUUCGCAAGAAGAACUUUACAAGUGGUUCACACAACAGAUUGUGCGCAACUUGCACGUUGUGUUCACCAUGAACCCACCUUCUGACGGUUUAGGAUCCAAGGCAGCUACCAGUCCGGCCCUUUUCAAUCGUUGCGUCCUCAAUUGGUUCGGCGAUUGGUCUGAUCAAGCGCUGUACCAGGUUGCCUACGAGCUCACGCAAUCUGUGGAUAUCGACAAAGGAAGCUACACAUGCCCAGAUAGCUUGCCGAUCGAGUUCGACCAGCUCGAAAUGCCGCUCUCACAUCGCGACGCCGUCGUCAAUGGCAUGGUGCAUGUGCAUCACUCUUUGCGCACCUUCAACGACCGAUUGAAGCGUCAGCAAAACAAGCAGACUUUCCUCACUCCACGGCAAUUCUUGGACUUUGUUGCUCAAUUCGUCAAGCUUUUUAACGAGAAGCGUGAUGACCUUGAGGAACAACAGCGCCAUCUUAAUGUCGGUCUUGACAAACUUCGCGAAACUGUGGAGAAAGUGUCAGAGCUGAAACGUAGCUUGGCCGAGAAGAAGUCUGAGCUUGAAAAGAAAGAUGCUGAGGCUGGCGAGAAAUUGCAGCGUAUGGUUGCGGACCAGCGCGAGGCGGAGCAGAGACGAGCAGCAUCUCUGGAGAUUCAGGCUGCAUUGGAGAAGCAAGAGAAGGAAGUCGCGAAGAGAAGAGAAGUCGUGCUUAACGAUUUGGCAAAAGCUGAGCCGGCAGUUGAGGAAGCUCAGAGAAGUGUCAGCAACAUCAAGCGACAGCACUUGACGGAAGUGAGGUCCAUGCAGCAUCCACCUGCUGGUGUAAAGCUAGCGCUUGAGUCUGUCUGUACAUUGCUCGGACACAAGGCCGCAGACUGGAAGUCAAUUGUCAGCAUUGUGCGCCGCGAUGACUUUAUUGCUAGCAUUGUCGGCUAUGACAACGAGCGUCAGAUGACUCCUCAAUUAAGGGCGAAAAUGAGGGCGGAUUUCUUGAACAAGGAGGACUUCACCUUCGAGCGUGUCAACCGAGCCUCCAAAGCAUGUGGACCUUUGGUUCAGUGGGUUGAGGCUCAGGUCAACUACUCAGAAAUCUUGGAUCGAGUCGGACCCCUCCGAGAGGAAGUCGACCAGCUGCAAGAGGAGGCACUCCAGACUAAAGCAGAAGCCAAGGCGAUCGAGAAUACGCUACAGGAGCUGGAGCAGAGCAUUGCCACAUACAAGUCCGAAUAUGCAUCGCUCAUUAGCCAGACUGAAGCGAUCAAGGCAGAAAUGACACGCGUGCAGUCCAAGGUCGACCGAAGCAUGCGAUUGCUCAACAGCCUGUCUUCUGAGAGAGGUCGGUGGGAAGAGAGCAGCAAGACCUUCCAGGUCCAGAUGGAGACCAUUAUCGGCGACGUCUUCUUGGCGUCUGCGUUCCUGGCAUAUGCCGGUCUGUACGAUCAGCAAUACCGUCGUGCUAUGCUGGAAGACUGGUCACUUCAGCUUUCCGCAUCUGGGAUCGCAUUCAAGGCGCAGAACUCACUUUCUGAGUACCUCUCAACUGCAGACGAGAGACAGCAAUGGCACGAGCACGCAUUGCCAGUGGACGAGCUGUGCACCGAAAACGCUGUGAUGCUGAAGCGCUACAAUCGUUACCCGCUCAUCAUUGACCCGUCUGGACGUGUGACGGAGUUCCUCCAGAAUGAGAGCAAGGACCGUCGUCUCACUGUCACCAGUUUCCUGGAUGGCUCCUUUGUCAAGCAGCUGGAGUCUGCGCUCAGAUUUGGAAACCCUAUCCUCAUUCAAGACGCUGAGCAUAUUGAUCCGAUCCUCAAUCACGUACUCAACAAGGAGUACCAGCGCACUGGAGGUCGUGUCCUCAUUCAGCUUGGAAGACAGGAGAUCGAUUUCUCGCCAGCCUUCAAGCUGUACCUCAGUACCAAGGAUCCCUCUGCACCUUUUGCUCCGGACGUCUGCUCCAGAACCACAUUCGUCAACUUCACGGUCACGCAGAGCAGUUUGAAGACACAGACGCUGAAUGAUGUACUUAAGUCUGAGCGACCCGAUGUUGACGAGAGACGAUCGAAUCUGGUCAAGAUGCAGGGCGAGUUCACACAGCGCCUUCGCCGUCUGGAGCGUAUGCUUCUGCAAGCCCUCAAUGAGUCACGCGGCAACAUUCUCGACGACGAGAACGUCAUUCAAACCUUGGAAACGCUCAAGAACGAAGCGGCAGAGAUCACUGCCAAGGCCUCUGAGACUGAAGGUGUCAUGAACGAAGUCAACAAUAUCAUGAGUACCUACGAGAUCAUCGCUCAAUCUUGCUCGGCAAUCUUUGCAGUGCUGGAGCAGCUGUACCACAUCCACCACUUCUACCAGUUUUCGCUGCAGUACUUUGUCAACAUCUUCGAGUCUGUUCUGCGAGGUGCGCGGGAAGCGAAUGAGCGGGAUGCGAAGAAGCGCAUUGACUCAAUCGUGCGAGCUCUGUUUAGGAAGACAUACAGCGAGACGUCAGCUUCCUUGCUCCAGAAGGAUCGUCUGACUUUCGCGGUUCUUCUGGCGCAAGCUGCCCCAUUCCCAAUGGACAAGACUCUGCUCGACCUCCUUUUGGACGAGUCAGUCGUGGGCGGCGAUGUGACGACCGAUUCGGAGCAGAAAGAGAAAGCUGUUGCGAUUGCAUCACGUAUCACGAGCGUGAAGGAGCUGGUUGGCGAUGUUGAGAACGAAGCGUGGCAGAAGUUCUUCUCGAUUGAACAGGCAGAGCAUUGCGUGCCCGGGACAGGCGCGACCAGUAAUGAGAACGACAGAGCGCUCAAGGAGCUUCUUCUGGUCAAGCUGUUCCGCAUGGAUCGUCUUGUUCCUGCGACUGAGCGCUUCGUCAACACUGUCUUCGGACAGGAUUUCCUCGAUGUCGCAGAGAACCUUGGACGUAUCGCUCAAGAGACGACUGCUUCUUCGCCGAUUGCCCUUUGCUCCACUCCAGGCUUCGACGCUUCUUACAAGGUCGAUCAACUUGUCGAGCGACAAAACGCAAGCUGCACCAGCGUGGCAAUGGGUUCCAACGAGAGCAUGUCUUCCGCCGACUCUGCUCUUGCCAGUGCUGCCGCAAAUGGUUCUUGGGUCCUUAUCAAGAACGUCCACCUCGCUACCGAGUGGUUGCAGAACCUGGUCAAGCGAAUUGACUCACUCAAGCCACAUCCGGACUUCCGCUUAUUCUUGUCAAUGGAGACCAGUCCAAAGAUACCAUCGAGCUUACUCCGUACCAGUCGCGUCUUAAUGUACGAGCAGCCAGCCGGUAUUCGUGCCAACAUGCGCGACACUCUCACCUCGCUCCCCGAUAAAGCCGUUUCGCAACCAGUGGAGAAGGCUCGUGUGCACUUCCUCCUCGCAUUCCUACACGCCGUAGUCCAAGAACGACUCCGCUACGCGCCAAACCUCGGCUGGAAAGGUUUCUGGGAAUUCAACGACGCAGACUUCGAUUGCUCAGCCUUCAUAAUCCAAUGGUGGACCGACAACGUCGCGCGAGGAAGAAGCAACAUCGCCCCCAAAUCCAUCCCUUGGGACAUUCUCCGCGCUCUCGUCGCAGAAAUGUAUGGUGGCAAAGUUGACAAUCCCGACGACAUGUCUAUUCUCCGAUCUCUUGUUGACCAGACUUUGACAAGUGAUGCUUUCGAGGAUGGGUUCAAUCUUAUUGCGAAGGUUGCUCAGGAUGAGAAUGUUGGGACGAGUCUUCCUGGUGGCAGUAGUAAGGCUGUUUUCUUGCAGUGGGUCAAGGAGUGUUUGCCUGAGAGGGAGCCGCCGACGUAUUUGGGACUACCGGCUAAUGCGGAGAAGCUCUUGCUUGUUGCGCAUGCGAAGGAGAUGUUGGGAAAUUUGAAGACUGUUAUGAGGGUUCUUGACGAGGGGGAGAAUGUUAUGGCUGAGGCUGUUUCGGUUGAGGCGAGUGGAUGAAGCCGUUGACAUUGGGCUGCUCCAAGAAGUUUUCAUUUGUUUUGUUUGCAUGGGAGAGGCGUGAUAAGAAUGAGGGCGGGGCAUUCUGCGAUGGCGUUGCGUCUUUUUGAUGGGUUGUUGAGCAUUAUCGCAGCGCCUAUACCCCCUGACUUGAGAGAAUGUUUAUACUUUCAUAGCAAGUGUAUUAGUUUUACACGUCG